AUCUGAAAAGAGUGUAUAUUUGUACCAAAAAUAAUCUUAUUACCCGAUUCAAUCCAAAUAUUUUGAAUACAAUUAGUUAUACGACGACACAUCUUAAAUAUAUAACACUAAUGAUAAAAUAACAAAUAAUUUAUAAAACCGUAAAAAUUAACACCCGCACGGGCGUGCGGGUCAAUCUCUAGUAUAUAGUUAAACAUCGUUCGACCCAAUAAAACAAUUUGGAAAUUCAACGACCACAACUAAAUAACGAUAAAACUCUGGUCGUCGAAAAAUAAAAUUCUAGGUCAUCAUCUAUUAUUUCAUAUAGGACAAUAUAAUAAGUUUAUUUUAAAAAUAAUAUAAAAUUUGACUUAAUAAACUGACCCACUUCAGUGCCCCCACGACAAUAUAUCAUAUGAUUAUGAACUUAUGAUUCGUGUUUCUCUAUAUAUACACACUCAAGUAGGCAUAUAAAACUACAAACAUCUGGGAGAGCUCUAAAACUGCCUACCAAGAUCAUUCACCAUCAACAACACCAAAACUCUUACAUUUUCUUUGUUUUUUCCCUUUAGAUUGAUUUCUUUAAUAAUGUCUGAAAGAGGGAAAGUGAAACCGGAGCCAAUGAAAGUUGUGUUCAUUAACACACAAUACGUUGAAACAGAUACACGUAGCUUCAAGACUGUUGUUCAAGAACUCACCGGUAAGGAUGCCAUCGUAGCCCCCGGUCCUUUCGAGUCUCCAUCCACUUCCGACGUCCGUUGUUACGGUGGAGGUAGUAAAAUAGUCGAAGAUUCCAGACGGAGCAAUGGCGGUGGAGGAGAAGUGGGGACGACGACUGAGUUUGAUAGAUUUUUCAAGGAGAUGCCUCCAAUGGAGGAGUUGUAUAAACUAUGGUCAGAUAAUUGAGUCAUUGAACUCUACUAAGAUAAUGUCGAUUUAAUCUUCGUUUUGUUCUCAAAUAAAAAAUAUUGCUUUCAUCCACUUCGUAUAUGAAUUGCAUUAAGUGGAUCGUUACACCCUGAGAUUGCGAAGAUUAUAUUUUUGGAAAGUGUAAUAUAUAUGAAUUGCAUUAUAGUACUACCGCCCAUUUCUCCGAGUUCUCUACGGGCUUAGAGCUUA
This is a messenger RNA of Brassica rapa (field mustard), 1098 nucleotides long. RefSeq names its product VQ motif-containing protein 10-like. The record is from RefSeq and is a predicted model, not a curated record. Lineage: Eukaryota; Viridiplantae; Streptophyta; Magnoliopsida; Brassicales; Brassicaceae.